Molecule: messenger RNA, 637 nt
Organism: Octopus sinensis (East Asian common octopus)
Lineage: Eukaryota; Metazoa; Mollusca; Cephalopoda; Octopoda; Octopodidae
Product: histone H4
Exons: 2
Coding region: 9-320 (103 amino acids)
Biological process (GO): nucleosome assembly
Cellular component (GO): nucleosome
Molecular function (GO): DNA binding; protein heterodimerization activity; structural constituent of chromatin
Source: RefSeq, a predicted model, not a curated record
UCUGAAAAAUGUCUGGACGUGGUAAAGGAGGAAAAGGUUUGGGAAAAGGAGGCGCCAAGCGUCACAGGAAGGUGUUGAGAGAUAACAUCCAGGGUAUUACCAAACCGGCCAUCCGUCGUCUGGCUCGUCGAGGUGGUGUGAAACGUAUCUCUGGUUUGAUCUACGAAGAGACCCGUGGUGUGUUGAAGGUGUUCUUGGAGAACGUCAUUCGUGAUGCUGUCACCUACACCGAGCAUGCCAAGAGGAAGACCGUCACCGCUAUGGAUGUGGUCUAUGCUCUCAAGAGACAAGGCAGAACUCUGUACGGAUUCGGAGGUUAAACUGGUGAAGUUUUUCUAACUUCGAGGUCGUGAGUAGCGACAAAACCCGGCCCUUUUCAGGGCCACUCAUAUCUUAAUAAUAUUUUCAUUUCAAUUACCAGCAGGUCAUCUAUUAGUUGACAGCAAGAGAAAGAUUAACUGCGAUAUUUGCAUAUUCACUCGGAAGGAUUAUAAAUAAACCAAUCAAAGAAUGUUUCGCCGUAAGUUGGCUGCCGAGUUUCGGUGGGAAAAACAGGGCUCGUGGGGUCGGCAAUCCCGGUGUUCCCACUUCAUGUGUCGUUUUUAUGUUGUGCUGUAAAAAUUUGUGUAUCAUUCGA